CAGAGCGGACCAAUGCGACACUGCUAAGAUAUCAACAGUUCUCCGUACGGUUUUAGUUCUUUAAACUUUUCUUCUUUUUUUAACUGAAACUGAGUUAAGUUUGCGAUGUGUACGAAUAUGAGAACCUCUGAACUAUUGCCUAAAGGAGAGCUGAAAACGGAGGGGUUUACAGUGAAAUCCACCAUGAAGAAUUCAGUGGUGGUGGGCCCUCCAGCUGCUGGAGCGUUUAGAGAGAGGCCAGCUAAACCUACAGCCUUCCGAAAGUUCUACGAGCGUGGAGACUUUCCCAUCGCCCUGGAACAUGACUCUAAAGGCAAUCGCAUUGCUUGGAAGGUGGAGAUUGAAAAACUGGACUACCAUCAUUACCUCCCCCUGUUCUUUGACGGGCUAUGUGAGACAGUUCACCCGUAUGAGUUCUUCGCUCGUCAGGGCAUCCAUGACAUGCUGGAACACGGUAGCAAUAAAGUCCUUCCUGUUGUCCCGCAGCUUGUCAUACCCAUCAAGAAUGCUCUCAACACAAGGAUCAGGCAGGUAAUCUGCACUACACUAAAGGUUCUGCAGCACCUGGUUGUAUCAGCAGAGAUGGUAGGUGAGGCACUGGUUCCAUACUACAGACAGAUCCUCCCCAUCCUGAACAUCUUCAAGAAUAUGAACAUAAACUCAGGUGAUGGUAUUGACUACAGCCAACAGAAGAGGGAGAACAUUGGAGAUCUGGUCCAGGAGACAUUGGAGGUGUUUGAACGCUACGGGGGUGAGGACGCCUUCAUCAACAUCAAAUAUAUGGUGCCCACCUACGAAUCAUGCCUCCUGAACUAAAGCAGAGCGGAGAUCUCCCAGAUACAAAUAAACAUUUACUUAAACACACAAACACUCAAAAAUCCCACCAACUCAUGCAAACUUGUAAACACACCCCUUAUCGUACCAUCCUAAUUUCUGACUUAAUUAAACUCAUAAA
Xyrauchen texanus (razorback sucker) is the source of this 955-nucleotide messenger RNA. It is a transcript of the gene pacrg, whose product is annotated as PARK2 co-regulated. The transcript has 5 exons. Gene Ontology annotation, cellular component: vesicle; cytosol; neuron projection. Gene Ontology annotation, molecular function: Hsp70 protein binding; Hsp90 protein binding. The record is from RefSeq and is a predicted model, not a curated record. Lineage: Eukaryota; Metazoa; Chordata; Actinopteri; Cypriniformes; Catostomidae. Bases 106 to 816 code for a protein of 236 amino acids.